Molecule: messenger RNA, 1896 nt
Organism: Drosophila mauritiana
Lineage: Eukaryota; Metazoa; Arthropoda; Insecta; Diptera; Drosophilidae
Product: luc7-like protein 3
Exons: 4
Coding region: 265-1584 (439 amino acids)
Biological process (GO): mRNA splice site recognition
Cellular component (GO): U2-type prespliceosome; U1 snRNP
Molecular function (GO): mRNA binding
Source: RefSeq, a predicted model, not a curated record
CGAUAGACUUAUUCCGAUAUAAUCGAUACCACGCGAAUUUCGUGAAAUAAUUUUAUUGAUUCUAUUUUGGCUAAUUUUUUGGCUAAACAGCAGGAGCACAGCGUUGCACGUGUGUUCACCUGUCCGCCGGCACCGUCCUGGCCAUAGAAGUCGGUGCGGUACCACUGGAUUCAUUGGAUACACUGGCACCACUGUGGACCACUUUGGACCACCACCGCGAGCUUCGGAGUUUUGCCCCCACAAUUUGCGAAGGAGCCCCGGAAAAUGGUGGACGCCGCCCGGCAGAUGCUCGACGAGCUGAUGGGCAGGAAUCGCAACCUGCAUCCCUCGGAGGCGGGCGCCAAGGUCAAUUGGGAGGACCCGGAGUUCUGUCAGUUCUACAACGUUAAGUUCUGUCCGCACGAUCUAUUCAUAAAUACGCGGGCAGAUCUGGGUCCCUGUGCCCGCAUCCACGACGAGGAAGCCCGACAUCUUUACGAGGAUGCUCGACCCUCGCAGCGGAAGCGCCAGUACGAGGAUGAGUUCCUGCGCUUUUGCAAUGUUAUGCUGCACGAUGUGGAUCGAAAGAUACAGAAGGGAAAACAGCGUUUGCUGCUAAUGCAAAGAGAUCAGCCCAAUGUACCGGCACCACUGAGCAGGCACCAGGAGCAGCUGGCGAAUCUGACGGCCAGGAUCAAUAAGCUGCUCUCGGAGGCAGAGGAAGCCGGCAUUCGGGGCGACGUGGACCAAGCCCAGGAUCUGAUGACCCUGUGCGAGGAGCUCAAGGAGGAGAAGGAGCAGUUGGUACAGCAAUACGAGGCCAAUCACAAGGCCAUCAGCAGCAUCAGCCUGACCAAGUCAGCGGAGGACGAGCUGCAGCAGCAGCCGCGCAGCAGUCCGGUCACAAAUCCCAGCGAAGAAGCUGCAACCACUCCUCUUCCAGCCGCCACCACGCCAGAUGAUGCGCCGGAUGCAGCUCCAAGUUCCGCACCAGCAGCUGUUACACCGACUGACGAUGCCGGCGAAGCAACUGGUGCAGCCAGCGAGGACAAAACGUCGGAAAGAACCGAUAGCAAGGCGGCUGGCUGGUCGCAUGACGCCAUGCCCGAGAAACAGAUGAAGGUGUGCGAGAUCUGUGGCGCGUUCCUGAUUGUCGGCGAUGCACAGCAGCGGAUCGAGGACCAUUUGAUGGGCAAACAGCAUCUGGGCUACUCCAAACUGCGCAACGCAGUCGCCGAGAUCAACGAGGCGCGACAAAAGGAGCGCGAGCAGGAGGAACGACGUCGGCGGGAGGGCCGAGUGCAGCGCUUCCACUCCUACGACAGCAGGCGCGAGCCACGCAAUGAGUACCGCGAGCGAAGUCGCGACUAUGUUCAGAAUCGCCAGCCCUCGGAUCGACGUCACCAUCACCAUAAGUCGCACCACAGCUCCCAUCACUCGUACUCGCGCAGUGGCGGAGGUGGCGGUGCUGUGGGAGUUGGUGGCGGAGGAGGAGGUGGUGGCAGCAGUAGGAGCAACCGGAGCCACCAUAAUCACAACCAUAAUCACUACCGCCAUGACAGCCGCGAGCGACAUUGUCGCAGUCGGAGUCGUAGUCGCUACUAGAGACCAAAAAAAAAAAAAAAGCGGAAAACAAUAGAAACCAAGUGAAUAGCAAACCAAGAACACAAGUAAAUAAUCCGAAAGUCAGGAGCAGUUCCAGUUCCCAAAGCCCCAUACCGCAAGUGUACAACUAAACAUGAUCAAGUUCAACACGAACACAAUCUCUCGCCCAUCUGCGAUCUUCAGUCUUCGUCUUAUGUGUUCGCAAAUCCGCAAUUCGCAAUCCGUAAGCACCAGCUGCCGUGGCCACGGGCGGCAGCAUCGAGGUAUCCCAAUAGAAAAAAAAAAAAAUCAUUAACACAAUUUCCAAAAAAA